ACGGCCGGAGGGUUCCGGGGCACCCCGGGGUGGGGUCUGGGCGAGGAAGGGCUGUGGAGUUGUAGAUCGGCGGGGUUUGGCUCUGGAAGGAGGUUUGGGGGGGUCCCUUGGCUGGGGCAUCUUUGUGAGGGGGUUUUUGGGGGCGUUUACGCUGUGAGGGGAGGGGGGUUUAACCCCUCGCCCCAUCUGGGGUCGCUGUUCGAGGUGGGUUUGAACUCCGUGUGUUUAGGGUAGUUCUGAAAAGGGGUUUUGGGAGGGUUUAAACUUCCCUCCCCCCCUCCCCCCCCUCCAUUUAGGAUUGCUCUAAAAGGGAGUUUGGGGGGGUUCGCCCCCAUUUGGGGUGGCCCUGUAAAGGGGUUUUUAGAGGGUUUGGCUCCCUCCCUGCUCUGGGUGUCUCAGUUUAAACCCACCAUCCCAUUUAGAGUAACUCUUAUAAGGGGAGUUUGUAGGCGUUUAAACACCCCCCUAUUUAGGGGAGUUUGGGGGUUUAAAUCCCUCUUUCCCUCAUCCAGAGCAGCUCUCCCAAGCGGGUUUUGGGGGGUUUAAACAUCCCCCAUUUAGGGUCUGGUGGGAUUUAACAUCCCCCUGCCUGGGGUAGCUUUACAAAGGGGGUUUGUGUCCCCUCUUUUCCCUAAAUUAUUUCUGCUGGGAGGGAAGCUGUGGGCUCACAUCUGGCCAGAUGUUGAGUGCCGGGGGGCUUUGCAACAGAGCAGAGCAGGGCUUAGCAGGGGUUUAAGUCCCCACUUAGGACAGUCUUGGGAUCUGGAUCCUGGUGGGACUAAAGGAGGGGUCGCCGAGCCCCCAAACCCCCUUGUGAGCUCAAGCAGGAGCCCCCCAGCUCCAGCCCCCCAUUCCCAGCCUGUGGAUGUUGCAUCCCUGGAGAUGACUCCCCCCGAGGAGGAGAGCCCGGAUGGGGACAGGGACGGUGGCCUUGUCCUCCUGCACGGCCCGAAGAGCGGCAGCACACGGAAGGGCUGUGACCCCUUUGCCCAGACCCAGCGCAGCAAACUCCAGCACCGCCGGGCCCGGAUCAACCAACAGAUCAACAAGGAAAUGAGGAUGAGAGCGGGAGCAGAAAACCUCUUCCGGGCCACCAGCAACCACAAGGUGAAGGAAACGGUGGCUCUGGAGCUGAGCUACGUCAACUCCAACCUUCAGCUCCUGAAGGAAGAGCUGGAAGAGCUCAACAGCAGCGUGGACGUGUAUCAGAACGACAGUGAAUCCAUCAGCGUUCCCAUGAUCCCUCUGGGACUCAAGGAGACCAAGGAGCUGGAUUUGCUGGUACCACUAAAGGAUUUCAUCAGUGAGCACUAUGGAGAGGAGGGUGUACUGUUUGAAAAGGAAAUCAAGGAAUUCAUGGAGCUGCGACAGGCCAUGCGCACCCCGAGCCGCAACGAGGCCGGAUUGGAGCUCCUGAUGGAAUAUUACAACCAGCUCUACUUCCUUGACAGCCGGUUCUUCCCUCCCACCAAAACCCUGGGAGUCUUCUUCCACUGGUACGACUCCCUGACAGGGGUCCCAUCCCACCAGAGGGCUCUGGCCUUCGAGAAGGGAAGCGUCCUCUUCAACCUCGGAGCACUGCACACCCAGAUCGGAGCGCGGCAGGACCGCGCCUCCCUGCCCGGCCUCAACCAGGCCAUCGAUGCCUUCCAGAAGGCAGCUGGUGCCUUUAACUACUUGAAGGAAAACUUCUCCAACGCUCCCAGCCUGGACAUGAGCGCGGCCUCCCUGACCAUGCUGGUGAGGCUGAUGGUGGCCCAGGUCCAGGAGUGUGUCUUUGAGAAGAUGACCUUGCUGCGUGCCCAGAAUGACUUCCUGGCCCGCCUGCAGCUGGCUCAGGAGGCAGCAAGGGUGGAAGAUGUUUAUUCCCUGGUGCACCAGACCAUGAGCCAGCCCCACGUCAAGGAUUACGUUCCCUUCUCCUGGACCACCAUGGUCCAAGUCAAGUCGGAGCAUUUCAAAGCCCUCUCCCAUUAUUUCGCUGCCAUCGCCCUCUGCGACUGCCCCGCUCCCUCGGAUGCCGAGCUGCUGGAGCAGGAGAAAGCUUUCCUGCAGUUCCAUGUCACCAUGCCAGAGGGGCCUUCACUUCGUGUCCUGCUGCAGGAUCCUGAGGAGAGGAGGAAGCUGGGCAAAGCUCACCUCAAAAAAGCCAUCAUGAAGCACGAGGAGGCCAUGAGGAUCCACGGAUUGUGCAAGAUCCUAAGGAAGAUGGAUAUCCUGCAGGAGGUCCUGUCCUUCGCCCACAAACGCUCCCUGAGCAAAUAUUCUGAGAUCGACCACGAGGAGGAUUUCUUUGAGACGGGAGAGGCUCCGGACAUCCAUCCCAAAACGCACCAGAAACCCGAAAUCAAAUCCCCCAACUUCUCCCAGGUGAAGGUGACCGACCUCUUCCACAGGCUGGGUCCCCUCUCCGUGUUCUCAGCCAAGAACAAGUGGUAUCCAGCUCGGAGAGUCCACCUGAUGAGAGGAGAGAACGGCUUUGGAUUCACCCUGCGAGGAGACUCCCCUGUCCUCAUUGCCGGGGUCAUCCCGGGGGGCUGCGCUGCUGAAGCCGGGCUGAAGGAGGGGGACUACAUAAUCUCAGUGAAUGGCAAGGACUGCAAGUGGUCCAAGCAUGCCGAGGUUGUCCAGCUGCUGAAGAGCACCGGGAAGGAGGGGGUGGACAUCGGAGUCAUCACCCUGCAGGGCUCGGAAUGUCCCAAAGCCGUGGACAGGAAGGCAGCAGUGUUGUCCUCGGGAUCUGGGAUGCUGAAGAGCAACAAGGAGAACAGCAGGAAGAGCCUGAUGAACAGCAAGAGCGCCAGCACGCUGCUGGUGUGGAGCAAGAAGAGCAAGAGGAGCAAGAAGAGCACCUACAGCGGUGUCCCCUUCACCACCGUGGGGGACAACGAGGCCAUGUACUGACCAUGCUCCCUGGUGUCCCCUGAGCUCCAGGACUGGCUGCCCAGGAAGCUUCCCAAGCCUGGCUGGGCUGUGAGGACUCCCAGACCUGGGAAUGCGCCGCAGGUCGGAUCCGCGCCGAGAGGUGAGCGAGGCACCUCCACCUCCCAGCUCCUGUGCCCAAGGAUCCCCUCAGUCUGGGGAAAACUCGGGUUUAUUGUUAAUUUUGGGAUUUUUUUUUUAUUUUGCUCUCAAGGGGGUCGGGGGGUGCUGUGCUAAAGCAGGGCCUGGUUUGUGUCUUCUGCUUGGCCAAAGCCAGCCCCAGCCAUUAAAGCAAAAGUGUCACCUUCUGUAGCAUCUCCUGGGCUUUCUCUGCGAGGUACAAGAUGGAGCUGCUCUCCAAGAGCUGCUGGAGGAGCUGAAUCCUUCAGCUGAAUCCUUCAAGACUCCCUUUUUUUGGGAGAGGGGACAGUGCGGGCAUCAGUGACUUGUGGUGAUCCCAUCACAUGGUCCAACCCAGGCAGCAUCUCCCAGGUGGGGCUAUCCCAACAAAGUAGGAUGGUUUGACCAUUUUUAGUGCUUUUGGGAGGGUUUUUGUGGGGGAAUGAACCCCCAGCUUGACUCAGAAAAUCCAGCCCAGCUGCCCAGCCUGAUUCUUUGGAAGAAAAGGGAAGGACUUAAUGUGCAGUUGUUGUCUGGCUUUUAUAAUCAGGAGAUGUGGAUUGCCCUAAAUAUUGUGUGAGGAGAUUAAUAGCUAAGAGCCUUGGGGGGGGGGGGGGUGUUUAUUUUUCCUGGGAGGAGAUUAAAAUUCCAGGAAGAUAACUCCUCUAGAUUAUUAAACUCCUAAAUUUGUGCUACUGUUGGAUCUUGCACAUGUUGCUAAUUCCCUAACACUGCUGUCAGCAUUCCUGGGCUGGCCUGAUGGAUCCAGGCAUCUUGGUAAUUGUCCUGGAAACGCUGGGAGACUCCGAAUCCACAAAACAGAUUGGCAAAAUUUCCACCAUCCUGUUUCUGCCUGGUGUGUUAUUUUUUCUGAAGGCUGAGGAUCUGUCUGGUCUUCAGUGCUUGGAUGAUCUUGGGAGGUAGAAAAUUCCCUUGGGAGAGAUGGGAUUGUAUUUUUGUACUUUUUAAGGAAUUUUUAGGGGUGGUUUAAAGGAGCAGUGGGAUCUUGUGGCCCCAGUGUUCCCUGGGAUUGUGACUUCUUCUAGUGGCUGCUUGUCCAUUUUCCAAGCUCUUAACCCUGAUUUUAUCUAAGGAAAACUUCCAGGAAAAAAAGCCAGGUUGGACGGGGUUGGAGCAACCUGGGGUGGUGGAAGUUGUCCCACGGCAGGGGCUGGAACAGGAUGGGCUUUAAGAUCCCAUCCAAGCCAACCCAUCCUGGGAUUUUAUGAGCUCAAGGAGAGGUUUUUAGCUCCGCUGUUGUCCAAGAGGCCUCUCCAUAGCCUGAGACAUCAACACACCGGAUUCCGGAUCCGCCUUCCAGCACGGGGCCAUCUGUAGCAGCCAGGCUUCCCACGUCAUCUUCCCAGCUGCUUGGCGUGGGAGCGGGAAGGAAAAGAGGGGGUGGGGUCACAGAAAAGGCCACCUUGCCCUUAAAACAUCCCGGCAGCAUCUUCCCACCAUCCUAAAAACGUGGGAUGCCACCAUGGACAUCUCCGAGCUGGAGAGGGAUUUAUUUAGGAGAAGCCGUCGCCUUCUGCCCGCAUCACCCAACCCCAGCGUUGGCAAAGGGGUUGUGUUUUGUGGGAUUGGGAUAAUUUCCCUAAUUCCAGGGUUUUAUGUCAGGCUUGUUUUGGG
Messenger RNA from Onychostruthus taczanowskii (white-rumped snowfinch), 4677 nucleotides. RefSeq names its product rhophilin Rho GTPase binding protein 1 (gene RHPN1). Gene Ontology annotation, biological process: negative regulation of stress fiber assembly; signal transduction. Lineage: Eukaryota; Metazoa; Chordata; Aves; Passeriformes; Passeridae. Bases 883 to 2904 code for a protein of 673 amino acids. The transcript is spliced from 15 exons. The record is from RefSeq and is a predicted model, not a curated record. Gene Ontology annotation, molecular function: protein binding.